Salpingoeca rosetta is the source of this 2604-nucleotide messenger RNA. RefSeq lists its product as uncharacterized. NCBI's taxonomy places the organism in Eukaryota, Choanoflagellata, Craspedida, Salpingoecidae. The transcript is spliced from 13 exons. The record is from RefSeq and is a predicted model, not a curated record. The coding region runs from base 131 to 2551 and encodes 806 amino acids. Gene Ontology annotation, molecular function: protein binding.
CGCUCCAACGCUCGUCAUCACACACGUCUUCCGCCCACACACAACAACAGCACGCUGUUCCCCCCACUCCACGUGAUCACACACUACUCUCCACCCCCUUCGUUUGUGUCCGCUCUUUGGUGGACUGGUCAUGAGCCGCAGCAACAGUAACAGGGCUAGCAACCGAAACAGCUGGCAUGUUGAAGCUGACAAUGAGGGACAAGCUCAGCACUAUGCAGAGCAGUAUGCAGCCCUGAUGUUGCAGCCCAUGAUGUCCGCGCCGCUCAGGGUGGCGCAACCAGCUGCCCCACCGGUGCCGCAGCACCCCGUCGUCUUCUCCCCCGUCUGUGCCACAUGCAAGGCACACCGCUGCCCACCCGUCAAGGCGGCAGCGUUGGGUCACUUUCGGUGCCUGCAGUGCCUCCACCAUGAAGGGCGCGUGGUGGGCGUCAAAGACGACACAGGGGCGACACCCCUGCACGCUGCGGUCGGUAAUGGCCACUUGGAAUGCGCCAUGUGGCUGGCAGACCGUACGGGUGCAGACCUCCAUGCCCGCGACGGCACGGGUUCCAUGCCUGUACACCAUGCCGCCUAUCACGGCCGCCUCCCCUGCCUCAAGUGGCUGGUCAAAGAAACCCACAAGGAGGCUGCCACCGCCAACUCUUCAGACGGUGGAACGCCGGUCCACUUUGCCGCUGCGAAAGGGAACCUCGAAUGCCUCAAGUACCUCUGCUCCGACGAGUGCGGUGCGAAUCCAAACGACGUCGACGACAACGGCGCAACCCCGCUCUACUUUGCCGCCCAGGAGGGGCGGAGUGCGUGUGUGCGGUGGCUGAUUGAGCGCGGUGUCAGCUCAUACGAGCAGGCACACGAUGGCAUGUGCGCCGUACAUGCUGCUGCCCAGGCGGGACAGGCCGACACGCUGCAGCUCAUUCUCUCAACCUGCCGCCCGCCAAAGGGUGGGGUGAGCGGAAUCCGGGACCGCGAUGGUGCAACGCCACUGCACUUCUCGGCGUCAAAGGGCCACGUGGCGUGCACGCGGCUGCUGGUGGAGCUCUUUGGAUGCACCGGCAACGAACAGGACGCAAUUGGAGCCACGGUCCGUGUGUGUGUGUUGAGCGGCGUGGACUAUGAGGGCCUGACGCCGCGGAAAAUCGCAAUGCAGGCCGGGCACGUCGCCUGCGCAAACUUCAUUGCACAGGCGUUGCGGCGGCGGGAGCGCGGGGAGCCGGAGCCAAACUGGUUUGCAGACGACGCAAACACUCGCGCGGCGGGGCAGCAGCAACAGCAACAGCAACGGCAGCAGGCACAGCAACAGCAACACCAGCGACAACAGAAGAAGCAGCCGAAGAAGCGUAAAGAGGAACAGCAACAGCAACAGCAACAGCCUGCCGCUGUUACGGCCUCAUCAGCUGUUGCACCGAUCGACCAUGACGGUGUUCGUGGCGGUGAUGGUGAUGGUGGAGGUCAGACGCCGCUGCCACGGAAGGGGCGGCACACGCGCACUGCGAGCGCCGAAGAGGAGGAACUCCGGGACGCGUUGGAAGACCUGCAGCAGCACAUGGCCAAGAUGGCGGCUGUUUCGCUGCAGUUGGAGACGAUGGCCGACCAGACGCGGAAGAACAACACCACCCCGACACCGGCACCGCACCAUGAACACAGACCACGUGAUGAUGAUGAUGAUGAUGAUGAUGAUGGUGGGGAGGUGCGAGCAUCGCGUGUGAAGGCACCAGCGACGUCAACAGCAGCAGCAACAGCGGCGGUGAUCACGACACCAUCAACUGUUGCGAUCAGCAAACAUGCAGCACCACCUGCUUCACACAAAGCAUCGUCAUCAUCAUCGUCAUCGUUAUCGCCGUCACAGGCAGCGCCAAAGGCGGCAGGGAAGCGUUCGCUGCACAUUCAGCCGCAACACAUGCGACCACGGGACACCAAUAGCGGCGGCAGCGGUGGUGUGGUGAACGGUGGCUCGUUGUCGUCAUCGCUGUCCAAUGCAUCGCGCUCCAACAGCAACCACGGCUACGCAAACAAAACCGCAGCGACAAUGACACCACAGCCACAGACAACGACGACAACAACGACAACAACAGCAACAAAGGGUGUGCACCGUGCCGGCAGCGCGGCAGAGGCGGACGCAUUAGAGAUGCUGUCGCCAAUGCAUGCGCACGCCGUCCCCGAUGUGAAUCCACAGCAGCUGCAGCACCGAUUGCAGCAGCAGACGCACGGCAGCGCCACACCACCCAUCGUCAGGAGCAAGCGGCUCAUGAAAGCGCAGCGAACCGCUCAGCCAGAUGCGAAGGUGCGCGCGCUGCGUGAGCGGGAGGAGCAGUUACGGCGGGAGAUUUUGGCGGCGGAGCGAGCAGCAAAGGCGGCGCGCAGGGAACAGCGGCAGUUACAGCAGCUGGAGGCAUUGCGCAAGCAGGGCAAUGUCACAGACAAGCGCACGCGGUUCAAUGGCGGUGAGGACGGCAGUGAGACGGACAACACAAGCGGUGAUGAUGCAGGCGGCUCUCAAGGGCGCUCUGGCUCACUGUCCAUAUCCAAGUCUGUGUCUCGCCGCCACCACCGCUGAAUCCUUCCUGCUACCAAUUUCGUGUACAUCAUCCAAUAAAUUUCGACGACGCG